Toxotes jaculatrix (banded archerfish) is the source of this 1523-nucleotide messenger RNA. RefSeq names its product acidic repeat-containing protein. Gene Ontology annotation, molecular function: calcium ion binding. The record is from RefSeq and is a predicted model, not a curated record. The coding region runs from base 451 to 1266 and encodes 271 amino acids. The transcript has 6 exons. NCBI's taxonomy places the organism in Eukaryota, Metazoa, Chordata, Actinopteri, Toxotidae.
UUCUCAGCUUACCCAUAGGUUGCUCUCACUCUUUUUCUGUCACUCUCACAUUAGUCCUGUCUGUGUUCCUGCUCUCCUCUCAGCUUCUUAUUGCAGUCUUAACUGAUCACACAAGUGCUGCACUGGACUAAAAGACACCCUGUCUUGCUGCUGUCCCAGAUUGAACGGAAGGACCCCCUUUUCUUAGGAUCAUUUUUGCCAGGACUUGGGAACAAGCGUCUGGAUCUCAGCUUGGAGUAUCUUCUCUGCACUGGAACUUGUCUGUUGGAUGUCAUUUUAAUUGGUGUCCAUUCCCUACUGUAGCAGUCUGUUUGAGUGUGUGCACCUCUGAGUGAGUUUGAAUUUGUGAGGUUGUGUGUGUGGGACAAAUAGGCAAAGAGCUGCGGUGCUGGACUCCUGCAGUGAUUCCAGGUUAAUUCCUCAUUAGUUGGCCCGGUCUCGGCUGUGAACAUGGCAUCAUUGAGAAGUUUGAUUCUUGCGGUGCUUCUGGCGCUGCUCUGUUCCUUCCACACCCCACUGGCUCCCACUGCCAAGGCACAAGAUCUGCCAUUCCGCUUUGAGGAGGGUCUGAUGGCUGAUGACGACGACGACGACGAUGACGAUGAUGAUGAUGAUGAUGACGAUGAUGACGAUGAUGAUGAUGACGAUGAUGAUGAUGAUGACGAUGAUGACGACGACGACGAUGACGACGACGAUGAUGAUGAUGAUGAUGAUGAUGACGACGACGAUGAUGAUGAUGAUGACGACGAUGAUGAUGACGAUGAUGACGACGACGAUGAUGAUGACGAUGAUGAUGACGACGAUGAUGAUGACGAUGACGACGAUGACGACGAUGAUGAUGAUGACGACGAUGACGAUGACGACGAUGAUGAUGAUGACGACGAUGAUGAUGACGAUGAUGACGAUGAUGACGAUGAUGAUGAUGAUGACGACGAUGAUGACGAUGACGAUGAUGAUGAUGACGAUGACGAUCAUGAAGAUGACGACGAUGAUGACGACGACGACGAUGACGAAGAUGGUGAUUAUCACAAAGGCUCUCUGUGCUCAUACUGUGAAUUCUGUGAGCACUGUGACAGCUGUGACAAAUGUCCUUGUAAAGAAGGAGACAAGUCUGAACACUGCGAUGACUGCAAGAUGUGCAAUUUCUGCCACGUCUGUCCUGCUUGCAAUACUCUUUGCCAGCCUGGAGGUUUCCUGGAUGAAGUGACUGGAUCGAUCUACAAGACUGUGGCUGACGUGUUCGACGACGAUGAUGAUGACAACUGAACCCAACCAUAUGUCGCCACCAUGUGGCCAAACUAAUAUGUUUCGCUUUCACCUCUAAUUUUAUGAUGUUAUUUUUGUCUUUUUCCUUGAGCACAUUUCAUGUUAGCUCAGCAAUGACUGAAGAAAAGGUGUUAAAGAAAUAACUUAAUAUAUUUGUGUACUGUUGUUAACUGACAAGGCUAAGUCGUACUUUGGAGGAAAAUGAUAUAUUCGAAGUCAUAUUUGGGAUGUGUUAAAUAAAAAAGGAGGGUACAUUU